Messenger RNA from Haliaeetus leucocephalus (bald eagle), 1746 nucleotides. RefSeq names its product scavenger receptor cysteine rich family, 4 domains (gene SSC4D). The coding region runs from base 1 to 1746 and encodes 581 amino acids. The record is from RefSeq and is a predicted model, not a curated record. The transcript is spliced from 10 exons. Gene Ontology annotation, cellular component: membrane. NCBI's taxonomy places the organism in Eukaryota, Metazoa, Chordata, Aves, Accipitriformes, Accipitridae.
AUGGAGCCGGGGAGACACGAAGGUCCCCGAGACCUGGCCCAAGGCACAACCCACCUGGGGCCGCUGCUGCCAGCCACCGGCUCCGACAGAGGAGCUGCUGGCACCACCUCCGAGUCUGCUCUGUCACCAUUCCCAGUCCCGGGGCGGGCUCAUUGCUUUCUGAGGAACCUCUCUCUGCCCGUCCUUCCAGAGAUACGGCUCGCCAACGGGCCCAGCCGGUGCCAGGGGCGAGUGGAGAUCCUCUACAAUGGCUCCUGGGGGACGGUCUGCGAUGACGACUGGGACAUUGUGGAUGCCAACGUGGUGUGUCGCCAGCUGGGCUGCGGUCACGCCGUCGCCCUCCCGGCCGCCAUGACCUUCGGCCAAGGGAGCGGACCCAUCUUCCUGGACAACGUGGACUGCAAGGGCCGGGAGGCAGCCUUGAGCGAGUGUUGGAGCCACGGCUGGGGCAUCCACAACUGCUACCACUAUGAGGACGUGGCUGUCGUAUGCAACGAGUUCUCGCCCACGCAAGCCAGCGAAGGACCGACAAGCAGGACCCUCACAGCCUCGGUACAGGAUGGGGAAAGUGACGGCAGCAUCCGUCUGGUGAGCGGGACCGACACCUGCCAAGGCCGGGUGGAGAUCUUCUACCGCGGGAACUGGGGCACCGUCUGUGACGACGACUGGGGCCUGAGCGAUGCCAGCGUGGUGUGCAAGCAGGUGGGCUGCGGCCAAGCCCUGGAUUACAAGAGCAACGCCUAUUUCGGCUACGGCACGGGGCGCAUCCUCCUGGACAACGUCAACUGCGACGGCAGUGAGCCCUUCCUCUCCGCCUGCUACAGCCUCGGCUGGGGCAUCCAUAACUGUGGCCACCAUGAGGAUGCUGGGGUCAUCUGCACAGGGCUGGACACAUCCACCAUCACGUCCUUCGCCACCUCGGUGGCCCUGGACUACGAAGAGACGCUCACUGCCACGGCCACAGUGACAGACGGCAGGGACCAGCCUUCCCAGGCCACCGAGGUGGUCACCUCCGCCCUCUUUACCAUCGAGCAGGAAAGUGGCGGCGUGCGGCUGGCAAACGGGAACGGGAGCUGCCGCGGCCGGGUGGAGGUACGGCACCGCGGCACCUGGGGCACCGUCUGCGACGACGACUGGGACUUCCCCGACGCCCAGGUGGUGUGCCGGCAGCUGGGCUGCGGCGCUGCCCUCGCCGCCACCGUCCUCGGCUCCUUCGGCUACGGCAGCGGGCCCGUCCUGCUGGAUAACGUGGGCUGCGGCGGCGGCGAGGCUCGCCUGGCCGACUGCUUCCACCUGGGCUGGGGGCAACACAACUGCGGCCACCAUGAGGAUGCCGGGGUCAUUUGCCGAGGUGCUGACGAUGCUGGAGACCAUUACCAAGAAGCCACCGCUACAACCACCACAUCGGCCCCGACUCAUCCCAAGGAUGGGUCCCUGCGCCUGGUGAACGGCAGCCACCGGUGCGAGGGGCGCGUGGAGAUGUUCUACCUGUCCCAGUGGGGGACGGUGUGCGACGACGCCUGGGACCUGCGGGACGCCAAGGUGGUUUGCAGGCAGCUGGGCUGCGGGUACGCCGUGGCAGCCUGGGGGGAGGCACGCUACGGCCAGGGCACCGGCUACAUCUUCCUCGAUAACCUCAAGUGCAAGGGCCACGAGCCCUCGCUGCUGCGCUGCUCCCACAUCCGCUGGGAUGUCCACAACUGCGACCACUCCGAGGAUGCCGGUGCUGUCUGCAGCGUCCUGUGA